Bactrocera oleae (olive fruit fly) is the source of this 561-nucleotide messenger RNA. Lineage: Eukaryota; Metazoa; Arthropoda; Insecta; Diptera; Tephritidae. The record is from RefSeq and is a predicted model, not a curated record.
AAUAAAGCGAAAACCCGAAAAUGCAACGACACAAACGGAAACAGCAGCCGAAACUUGAAUGGUGAAACUGCACGAAACAAACAUCUCAUAAAUUACAACAAAAAGUGUGCGAACAAUAAUAACAACAAAAAUAUUUAAGCAGAUAUGGCAAUAAAAACACACACGAAAUGCAAACGGAAGAUGUGCUGCAGUAACAACAACAACACUAAUACCAAUAACGGUAGCAGCAACAAUAGUAGCAGUAAUAACGGUAGCAGCAACAACAACAAUAACAGCAAUAACAAGGACCUCGACACUAUAUCGCUACAAAUAGCAAAAACAACAGCAAUUCAGCAAGUACUAAAUGUCGGUGCAUGCAAAAAGAAGUGCAAGAAAACUUUAUACUUUGAAACGUAAAUGACGGUGAAAGAGGAUUGCUAAAGAAGCGGAAGUCCCACCAUAGAACUACAAUACUGUUCACUAUAUAUCAACCUAUGCGUGUGUGUGUGUGCGCGUAAGUACAUUAUAUUUUACAAUUUUCAGCUCAACAGUAUGGUGCUGUAGUGGUUAUCAAAGUACGGU